AUGCUAACCAGAAACACCCUCUACUGCACCCCAAAGAACCCUUUACCAAUCUCGUAUCUUCCCUCACUUUCCCAAAGUUUUCAAUCUUUAUCCAUUGCGACAAUUUCAAACCGAAGCAAACGAUUAGGUUCAGUAGGCAGAAUAAGAUGCACAUUUGAUUACAACAGUGCUGGAAGCAAUAACAAUGGGGUUUAUGAAUACGAACGGUUUGCUGUUUCUCAAUACCCGAGGCCCUCUGAGAUUCAGUGGAAGAAAGAGCUUUGCAACUCCGUACAACUCAUCGGAAUUGUUGCCACCCCUGUCCAAAUCAAGCAUCUUCCUUCCGGAAAGGUCCUAGCUUGGUCUCGACUCGCCGUCAAGAAAUCACAAAAUGAAACGGUUUGGAUUAACUUGGCAUUCUGGGAUGAGAUGGCGCAUAUUUCUUCUAAGCAUGUAGAGAAAGGUCAACAAAUAUACGUCUCUGGUCGCCUCGUCUCAGAUACUGUUAAAAAUGAAGACGAGACCCAGCAGACCUAUUAUAAGGUAGUAGUUCAGCAACUAAAUUUUGUAGAAAGGGGCCCCUCCCCAGUUUCACUGUACAAUGGUGACUCCAAUUCCCCGACACCAGGUAGGAAGCAAAACAAUUAUGCUGCAAAUACUACAGGUUCCACAGAAGAACUAUGGCAAGCUUUCUUUGCUAAUCCAUUAGAAUGGUGGGAUAACAGGAAAAACAAGAGGAGCCCAAACUACCCAGACUUCAAGCACAAAGAUACUGGCGAAGCAUUGUGGGUGGAAGGCAGGUAUAAUCCACCAUGGGUGAAAUCACAGCUUGCUAUACUGGAUUCAAGGAUGGAAUCGAUUCAUGAUCAAAGUUCUAGCAUGCAUGUGAACUUCAUGUCUACUGAUAGUCUUGGGCCAUUUUAA
Molecule: messenger RNA, 903 nt
Organism: Fraxinus pennsylvanica
Lineage: Eukaryota; Viridiplantae; Streptophyta; Magnoliopsida; Lamiales; Oleaceae
Source: the annotation of a GenBank genome assembly